AUGGAAGGCGACGGCGUCCAGAUCUUGUCCCGGCGCAUGGUCAAGCCGGAGCGCCACGCGAGCUCGCGGCCGCCGGAGCCCGAGACCGUCCGCCUUACGCCAUGGGACCUGCCGCGGGUCACCGUGGAGUACCUGCAGAAGGGCGUCGUCCUGCCCAAGCCUCCGGCCGGUGGCGCGCACGCCGUCGAACACCUCGCGUCGUCCUUUUCUCGCGCUCUGGCCCGCUUCUACGCCCUCACCGGCCGCUUCGCCGUCUCGCCGGUGGCCAGCGCCGACGCUCGGCCGGGCCUGACGAUCUCGAUCAGCUGCGGCGACGAAGGAGCAGAGUUCGUCCACGCCGUGGCGCCCGGGGUCGCCGUUGCCGACAUCUCCGGCCCGCUCCGCGUCAUCCCGCGCGUGGUCUGGUCCUUCUUCCCUCUCAACGGGAUGCUCGGCGUGGACGCCGCUGUGGACCCCAGCCUGCCGCUCCUGGCCGCGCAGGUCACCGAGCUCGCCGACGGCGUCUUCGUCGCCAUGUCGCUCAAUCACUGCGCCGCCGACGGGGAAACGUUGUGGGACCUUUUCAACGCGUGGUCGGAGAUCAGCCGAAGCGGCGGCGCCACCGGCGGAGAAGAUAUCCCCACGGUGCCCAAGAGGUGGUUCCUCGACGGCUGCCCCGUGCCGAUCCCUCUCCCCUUCGCCAAGGUGGAGGACAUGGCCAGGCCGUUCGAGCGCCCGCCGCUGCAGGAGUGCUCGCUCCGUUUCUCUCCGGAGAGCGUGAAGAAGCUGACGGCGAAAGCGAACGCCGAGACGGUGGCCGGCGGUGGCACCGCCACCAUCUCCUCGCUGCAGGCCGUGGCCGCGCACGUGUGGCGGGCCGCGUGUCGUGCCCGUGCGCUCGCACCGGACCAGGAGACGACGUGCUCGCUCGCCGUCGGAUGCCGGACACAUGUGAAGGGCAUGCCGCAGGGCUACGUGGGCAACGCGGCCGCGGGCGCCGUCGGCAAGGCUGCCGCCGGCGAUAUCCUGGGAGACGGGCGGCUGGGCCGAGCGGCGUGGCUCCUGAACCGGGCGGUGGCCGCGGUGGACGAGGCGAGCGUGAGGGCCGAGCUCGCGGCGUGGCCUGCAAACCCCAGCUUCAAGUACUUGGCCGACUUCAGCCGCGCGGCGAUGGUGGCCAGCGGCUCGCCGGUGCUCGACGUGUACGGCAACGACUUCGGGUGGGGCCUGCCGGUGGCCGUCCGGAGCGGCGCCGGGAACAAGGUGGACGGGUUGGUCUCGGUGUACGAGGGCAGGGAUGACGGCGGGGGGAGAGGCGGCAUGGAGCUGGAGGUGUGCCUCGCUCCUGGCGCGCUCGCCAGGCUCGUCGCCGACCAAGAGCUGAUGGUCGCGUCAGCACAGUAGGUUGGUGCACCCGGGCAUGAAUUGCAGCAGUCAAACCGUAAUGCUUGUGAGCUGGUGAUCCCCAUGCCUCAGUCCUACUCCAGUGUCUGACUGCCAACAAUGUUGCCACAAGAUGGACCUUAAACAGCCAGCAUCCGUCUGUACCUUUCGGAUCCAUUUUACCGUGCAACGUGGUACCCUAUCAAUCCACAGCAGUUGGAGGGGGGCUUCGUGAGAGUUUGGACGGCCGCCACGUAGAACUCCGACACUUUUAGCCCACUCAAAUCCUUCAGCAUGUUCAUUUUUCUUCCACUCUGUCUCUGCUCCUGUAUCCGCAUCCUACUCGUCCGUCGUUGCCAUUGUACCUCUCCAGCCGCCCACAAGGCAAUAUAGGACGUCCGCAGCCCCACUGAGGCCGCCGUCGUCCUUUAACCACGCCGCCAUUGACCCAAGAGCCCUCCGCAACUAUGUACCCUCCGCCCCCUUACAUGUAUUUUUUACCUAGACAACUUCUUUGGCUUCUCACUUGGGAAAAUAUCAUACGGAAACCAACAUUCAGUGAAAACCGGUGAAAAACCAUGAGAAAAAGAUGUUUAGAAGUUUCGAAAAAAUCUGGAAAAAAUACAGGAUGU
Triticum dicoccoides is the source of this 1994-nucleotide messenger RNA. RefSeq lists its product as uncharacterized. The transcript has a single exon. The record is from RefSeq and is a predicted model, not a curated record. Bases 1 to 1383 code for a protein of 460 amino acids. Lineage: Eukaryota; Viridiplantae; Streptophyta; Magnoliopsida; Poales; Poaceae.